Nelumbo nucifera (sacred lotus) is the source of this 3059-nucleotide messenger RNA. RefSeq names its product protein TRANSPARENT TESTA 9-like. Gene Ontology annotation, biological process: vacuolar transport; regulation of autophagosome maturation; endosomal transport. The record is from RefSeq and is a predicted model, not a curated record. Lineage: Eukaryota; Viridiplantae; Streptophyta; Magnoliopsida; Proteales; Nelumbonaceae. Gene Ontology annotation, cellular component: late endosome; Golgi apparatus.
GAAGAGAGCGUGGAAAGAUGAAAGGUUUCUUCUUAGCGAUUUCAUUGAUUGCGUCGCUGUUCAUUCGUCUCUCUACUUCGUCAGAAUCGUCGCUUUAUCGCAGUUUGCAGACCAGCGUUUUAUUCCCUCUUUACUUGGAUAGUUGGGACGACCGACGAGCUCCCUUUAUUUGCGCAUUGACCAUUUAAUCCCUUUCUAUUUCAGACAAUCCCCAUGUUGCCCUUAAAAAGUUCUAAGAAAACCAGUUGAUAACCGUUAUAAUCAAUGAAUCUAUGCUAUCCCAAAAAAGCACCGAGAGAGAGAGAGAGAGAUUAGCGGAACUAACGGAAGUUAAAGACGUUGAUGGUUUGUUGACGGGCUUUGACUGAACCACCAGCGCUGGAAUCAGUUCAUGCGCGGGGGUAAUUUGAAAAGGGGAAGAAGACUUCUAAACAACUGUACUGCUUCUGCUUGUACCUUCUCUGUUUUCACUCUAGGGUUUCUCUAGAGCUUCCAAUUCCAAACGGUAGUGGGACACAGGGUCUCGUAGUUGAUCUGUUGGACACUAAUUAUGUGGCGGUCUUUUUGGAGAUCUAUCGAUCGCUUCUCCGUUCAACACUUCAAAUACCUGGUUAAUGAGCUGCAAGAAAUCAAAGUUGUGAACAUGAUGAACAGGGAGUUUGUUGUGGAAUUACUAAAAUCAAUAGUAGAAUUAGUGACAUACAGUGAUCAACAUGACCCAUCUAUUUUUGAGUCAUUUAUGGAAUAUCAAAUUUUAGCAGAGUUUCUUCGCAUACUAAAGAUCAGUAGAAAUUCAAUCAUUGAAGCUCCUUUGCUUCACUAUCUAAGUAUAAUGAUCCAAAACCUGGCUAGUGAACAUGCAAUCUACUAUUGUUUCAGCAAUGACUAUAUUAACAACAUCAUACUGCACCAGUACAAGUUUGAUGGGGGGGAUCUGGUUCCCUAUUACGUAUCAUUUUUAAGAACAGUUAGUGGAAAACUGAACAGAGAUACUCUUUGCCUGCUUGUAAAGGUUCAAGAGGACACUGUAGUCUCAUUUCCACUGUACAAUGAAGCACUUAAAUUUGCUUGCCAUGAAGAAAAGAUGAUCCAGACAGCAGUACGUGCAGUGAUUCUAAAUAUAUACAAUGUUAGCGAUGAAAUGGUCUAUAAAUUCAUAACAACUCCUCCAGUCUCAGAAUAUUUCUCUGACUUGGUUCUGAACUUGAGAGGGAAAUGCCUCCAUCUAGAUGCACUUGUCCAUGCUACAAAAGAUGCUUCCACUCAUGAAAUGAGGAAAAAGUUGCUUUUGGAAAGUGAUAAAUUUGUGGACGAUCUCUACUACUGCAAGGACAUUAUCCUUGUAGGUGAAAGUUGCUUGGGUAGACUGAUGAUCAGAAAUCUUCUCAGCUUAUUGGUUUUACCUAUUCUACUACCCUUGCUGCAGAUCAGCGAAACAGAAAUACAGAUUUCUGCAAUCACUGCCCUGUAUGUAGUUUGUCGUCUUCUUCAGGUUGUUGAUAGCAAAGAGUUGGUUAAUUCUGUGGCAUUUAUAAUUCUAUUUCCUCAUCUGGUAUUGAGUAGGAGAGGUCCUAUUGAAAGGGAAAGAACUGGUGAUACCAGUCCUAGUUCUUUUGAUGACUAUUUAAGUGAAAUGGAAAAGUUAAGCAGUUCCAGUUCUGAAUCAGAAGCAGCAGAAGACAAUAAUAAGAACCCCCUCUUCAGGCAUUUGUCACAGUACUUUUCAUCUAGUUUUCAAUGUGUCAGCUAUGUUAUGGAUGACAUAAAGAGGCAAAGGGCUGGAAUACUUUCACUGAUUUUCUCUGAAAGUCAAAAUCUAUUGCUUGCCUCUAUGAUGUUAUUGCUAGUUCUAUCAGAAAGCAAAGAGCUUGAUUCUUUAUUCUCUUCUAUGCUGGGACUUCCACUAAAGAAGACAGGGGGGACACAAAUGAUGGCCUCUGAGAUGUCACUUUCACAAAUGGUAGAAGCACCCAUCAUUGCAUGUCACAUGCCUCAGAUCCUACAUGGAUUAUUGAAGAUUAUAACAAGCCAACCACCAUGCUCAGUGAUAGCACAAUGGAAUGCUGGGUGGAUUCUGCAGAAGUUAUUAAGUUGUCAAGAAAAGAAUCUUACUGAUCAUGAACUUGAUCUUUUUAAUGUUUCAUAUGAGAGGUCCUGUGAAAGACUUCAUAAAGAGAUAAACAAUUUCUGGUUUGAUUUUAUACCGGUUACUUUGAAGAAUGAAUGGGAAAACUGUAGAAAAGCUCUCACAGAAUCAUCAGAAUUAAAGGAUCCCUUUUUUACUCUUGGGCUUUCUUCUCAGAACCACACGCCUGAUGAGGAUAUGACAUCUUCUCUUGCUUGGGAAAGGAUGGUCAAUGUAGUCAAGGUUUUUCUUCUCCAUAAUCAGCUCAAGGCAUUUAUCUCAAAAGGAGUUCCUUUAGAAAAUCCUCUACCACACUUGGAAAACAGUUCUAUGAGUUUAUCUAGAAGAGUAGAUGCUUCUCCCACAACCUCUGGGACAAAUCUGCACUUAGGUACUAGAGUUCCUUGUAAAAUUGCAUUUUCAAAAAGUGGGGUUCAGGAGAUUUACAUGGUGCCAGUUGUGAAUGGAAUUUCUGGAAAGUUACUUCUCACGGAAGAACUUCCCCUCUAUACACAUCAAAGAGUGGUGAUUGCUAUUGCUCCAUUGGCUGGGCUAAAUCCAAAGGUAGACGACAAUCAUCCAAUGUGGUUACAUUUACGAAUAAGAGAGUUUGACCCAAAUCUUGAUGCAAGGGCAGCCAGCAGAAAUGACUCCAAUAACCAUGUGAUGGAUGGAAAAUGGACGCUUGGUUUUCCAGAUGCCAAGGCUUGUGAAGCUGCUCAUUCAUUGUUACUGAAAGAAAUUAGCAAACAAAGAUCCUCUGUUGAGAGCUUGCUAACUCCGCUCCUCCAAGAUGUCUCUCAGAAAUUUGUCAGAUAGUAUAAAUGAGCGAACCUUUUUUUUUUUUUUUUUGUAUUUUGUAUCUUUGGCUCACUAAAACUGUGUAUUUUACCAAAAAGGAAAAGCAAAUAAAAAAAAAAAAAUCUUUUUUCCA